GUUGCUCCGCCCAUCCAUCCUAUCGGGCUUUUUACCCUAUUGCAUCCAUUUUUGAGCAUUCAAGAAAUCUCCAAGAAUUAUCCACCAGGAGAGAACCAGGGGGAGCGAGAGAGGCAAGAGGACGCAAACAACCGCAAGAAGGGAACGAGGGCCCUGCGUUUGAAGAUGCGGCUAACCUCUCCCUAGAAGGACCAGCUAUGGGUUAGACUGGAUUUAACAUGACUGCGAAAUAAAAGCAAUUCCAUCUAAAGAUGUCUGCUCCAGUCGGGCCCCGGGGCGGCCCGACCGCUCCUCCUGCGGCGGAUGCCCCGUCGGACAUGCCGGACCUAAGCCACCUAACAGAGGAGGAAAGAAAGAUCAUCCUCUCUGUCAUGGACCGACAGAAAAAAGAAGAGGAGAAAGAGCAGUCCAUGUUGAAGAAGUUGCACCAGCAGUUUGAAAUGUACAAGGACCAGGUGAAGAAGAUCGGGGAUGAGGCCAAAACCACGACGGAGCCGAAGACUGACUCGCCCACCUGCGGCAUCUGCCACAAAACCAAGUUUGCCGACGGCUGUGGCCAUGUCUGUUCCUAUUGCCAAACCAAGUUCUGCGCCCGCUGCGGGGGACGGGUCUCUCUGCGCUCCAACAAGAAGGACAAAGUGGUGAUGUGGGUAUGCAACCUGUGCCGAAAACAACAAGAAAUCCUCACAAAGUCUGGGGACUGGUUCUACAGCGGCCAACAGCAAGGGACUGCUGAAGGGCGCCGGUUAGGACCUCAGACCAGAUUGGGCCCACGAGGUUCCGGUCCGGUCUCCCUUAGGAACGGCUCAUCCAUCGACAGGAAACGAAGCCCCUCUGCAUCCAGGGACCCCAACCAGGCGUACAACCAAAGGGAGGGGGGCGAGCACCCUCAGUAUGCAACGGUGGACGGUGGCAUGCCCCGAUCUCCGUCCGACUACGGGCGGGACCCGCGCCGCACCUCGCGGGGCUCCAGGAUGCACGACGGCACCGGGGGCUACCGUGACAGCCGCGGCCGCUGGCACUCCCAGGACUAUCCUCUGGACGCAGAAUUAGACGAGUAUGAGCUGCAGCGCCGGCGCGAGGAGGAGUACCAGGCCCGUUACCGCAGCGACCCAAACCUGGCACGUUACCCUGUCAAGCCGCAGCCCUACGAGGAGCAGAUGCGCAUGCACGCCGAGGUUUCGCGGGCACGCCACGAGCGUCGCCAUAGCGACGUCUCCCUUGCCUACACCGAGCUGGACGAGCCCAGCUUCAGCAGACAGUCACGCGCCACCCUGGCUGGACCGGGCCUGCGCUCCUACUCGGUGGACCGUACGUCGCCGGGCCAACGGACGUCCAACCACAGUCCCCCCACGCCGCACCGGAGCCCCGUGCUGGGCGGCGAGGGAGGUGGCCGGCGGGGGCUCGGCGACCCCCUCCGGAAGCCCGUGCCACAGCCACACCACCUGGACCCCAGCUCGGCCAUGCGGAGGACUAGCCGCGACUGCAAGACGGUCGACGGCGUGUUGCGCAACGACUCACUCAGCUCGGAUCAGUCGGAAUCGGUGGUGCGGCCAUCGCCGCCGCGGACGCAACGCAGCAAACGCAUGGACAAAAUGCGGCAGACGGGCAGCUUCAGCAGCUCCGAGGAGGAGCUGGCCACCACGCCCGAGUACACCAGCUGCGAAGACGUGGAGCUAGAAAGCCACAGUCAAAGGGGAAAAAGACAUACCAAUGAGCACGAGACGUUUUUUUUGGACGCGGCGUACGGCCUGUGUGAAAGGCAAAAGAAAAUGGUGCACUUCGGCGAGCGCUCCCUCGAAGAGGACGCCGAGUGGUGCGAGCCCCAAGUCAAAGACUCGGGCGUCGACACGUGCAGUAGCACAACGCUAAACGAGGAGCAUAGCCAUAGCGAGAAGCACCCGGUGACAUGGCAACCGUCCAAAGAUGGCGAGCGCCUAAUAGGGCGGAUUUUGCUAAACAAGCGGAUGAAAGAUGGCACCGUGCCCAGAGACACAGGGGCACUUCUGGGCCUGAAGGUGGUUGGAGGGAAGAUGACAGAAUCUGGUAGACUUUGUGCUUUCAUCACUAAGGUGAAGAAAGGGAGUCUAGCAGAUACUGUUGGGCACCUCCGACCAGGUGAUCAGGUUCUGGAGUGGAAUGGACGGGCCUUGCAAGGCGCCACGUUCAAGGAAGUUUACAAUAUCAUUCUCGAUUCCAAGCCGGAGCCCCAGGUGGAGCUGGUUGUCUCGCGGCCCAUCGGGGAUGUCCCUCGAAUACCAGAGAGCACACAUGGACAACUUGAAUCAAGUUCUAGUUCUUUUGAAUCCCAAAAGAUGGGCCCGGCCAUCUCAGUCACCUCCCCCAUGAGCCCUGGAAUGCUCAGGGACGCCCCUCAGUACCUAUCAGGACAGCUCUCAAGUCCAUGCCUUAGUAGAAGAACCACGCCUUUUGUCCCUAGGGUCCAGGUGAAGCUCUGGUACGACAAGGUGGGCCACCAGCUCAUCGUCACCGUCCUAGGGGCAAAAGACCUGCCUUCAAGGGAAGACGGGCGACCCAGGAAUCCCUACGUAAAAAUCUACUUCCUCCCAGACAGAAGCGAUAAGAGCAAGAGGAGGACGAAAACAGUGAAGAAGUCCCUGGAACCCAAGUGGAACCAGACGUUCAUGUACUCGCCCGUGCACCGGCGGGAGUUCCGUGAGCGCAUGCUGGAGAUCACGCUGUGGGACCAGGCACGGGUCCGGGAGGAGGAGAGCGAGUUCCUGGGGGAGAUUCUGAUUGAGCUGGAGACGGCUCUGUUGGACGACCAGCACCACUGGUACAAGCUGCAGACGCAUGACCUGUCCUCUAUGCCCCUGCCCAACCCUUCCCCCUACAUGCAGAGGAGGCUAAUGCAGGGGGAAAGCCCCACGCGCCGACUACAGAACAAAGGCCCAUAUUAUGGCAAUUCAGGAUCCCAGCGAAUCAGUGACAGUGAGUUCUCUGAUUACGACUGUGAAGACGGAAUUGGUGUAGUCUCAGAUUACAGACAUAAUGGCAGGGACUUCCAGAGCUCCACGCUAUCGGUCCCUGAGCAGGUCAUGUCGUCCAACCACUCCUCGCGGUCGGAUAUGAUCCGCACACGUUCGCGAUCCCCCAGCGUCCCUCCACCCCAAAGUCGGAGUUUGGACCAUGGUGUCAGAGGGGGACCUUCGCUCUACGGAACUGGCAGGAUGGAUCGGCAUCGCUUGUCAGAAGACCAUUACUCGCCCGACAGCCACUAUCUUACCCUACCUCCUCGAACCCGACAAAGACCGCCAAGCAUCGAUCCUUAUAAUCAGGAUCCCAGCAACGCACCCAUGUAUCCACUGUAUCGGGAAGAUGCGGUCAAGUUACUGCGCUCUACUAGGCUGGCCCGCGCGUAUUCGGAAGGGGCGGCGUACAAUAGUAUGGAAAGGAGGGGAAUAAGGGACAGGAGAAUGUCAGUCGCCCUCAGUGACUCAUUUGCAUCUCCAGAGAGAUAUUACAAUGGGCCCAGCCAGGUACCCACACCCUGGCCCAAUCCCGUCAUGAAUGGUAUCUGUGAUGACUAUAGUAGGGUCCCCAGGAUAGAAAUUGAGCCUUCCACAGAUCCAGAAAGAGAGGAUCUCAUACCAGAGUUUCCCAUCGCCCCAGGGCCCUUUGAGGAGGACUUAAGGGCAAACCCUCGAGGUGGAUCAGUCCAAACCAGCCCCUCAGGGACCCCGGUGUCCAGUCGAAGAGGUCGGCAGCUACCACAGGUCCCGCCGAAGGGGUCUUUAGACAGAAAACCUCCGCCACCCGCCCCUACUCCUGCUGCCUCCCCAGUUCCGCCCCUUACACCACAGGCUUCUUUGACAGAAACUGAGGAGAAACCUGCAGCCUCACAGCCUGUCAAUGGAAGAAAAGAGGUGACGUGGGAGGACCAGCAGAGAGGAGCCAAUGCCGAGGCUGUGGCUGAGAAUGGGGAUGCAGGCGGCCUGAAGGACCCACAGUCCAAGCGAGCCUUGGACUCCCUGUCCAUGAAGUCCUCGGACAGUGAUGUAAGCGACGUGUCCGCUAUGUCGAGCGCGUCUCGGCUUAGCAGCACGAGCUACAUGUCUGUCCAGUCUGAGAGGGCACGGGGAAACCGCAGGAUCAGGCCAGCAGCCGACCCCAAGCUGACCAAGAGCUCCAGCGUAGGCGGCGAGAUGUGCUCGCUGGGCCGCAACGACGACGACGAAGACGACAAGAAGCGGCGCUCCAGUUUCGGCGCCCGCAUGGCCGCCAUGGUGGGCCUGGGAAAGAAGAGCCAGAGCACGUCACAGCUGGACCCCGAGGAGGAGGAGAAGAAGAAGAAAGCGAUACGUUUGCCCAUCCAGAGGAGUGUGGAGACAGGGCUGGCCAUCGAGUUCAAGAGCCGGAUGACGCGACAGCCCAGUCGGGAGUCCGCUGAUGACGAGAAGGCCAAACCCGGAAACCUCAUCUUCCCUGGUGUCAAGAUUUCAUCUGACAGUCAGUUUACAGAGUUCCUGGAUGGACUAGGCCCAGCCCAGCUCGCUGGGAGGCAGACUCUGGCCACACCCCCAAUGGGCGAUAUCCAAAUCGGCAUGGUGCACAGGAAAGAGAGGCUUGAUGUGGAGGUCAUCCGAGCACGAGGCCUUGUGGGUAAACCAGGCAACAAGCAAACUCCCGCUCCCUAUGUUAAAGUCUACCUGCUGGACAAUGGCAAAUGUAUCAACAAGAAGAAGACGAGACUGGCCAGAAAAACUCUGGAUCCACUCUACCAGCAGCAGCUUCAGUUUGAAGAAACCCCAGAAGGGAAGGUUUUACAGAUUAUUGUGUGGGGAGACUAUGGACGCAUGGACCACAAAUCCUUCAUGGGCGCUGCCCAGAUCCUUUUAGAUGACUUAGAGUUGACCAACAUGGUCAUUGGCUGGUACAAACUGUUCCCGCCCACCUCACUGGUGGACCCGACCUUGGCACCUUUGACCAGUAAAGCGGCACAAGCCCCGCAAGGAGCCGGUUCCAAAGUACGGUCGUAGCGGCGUGGUUUAUAUCGUCGCCGUAGUAGCAACCAGCAAACGGAGAGUGAGACAGCCUCGACAGGUCGCGCUCCCCCCCCACCCCGCUCACACUGCAUGCUUGAUGUUGUGUCUUCUGAGCCCGCGUGAGAGGAGACUGGGAGAGGGGGGGGGGCCUCCCCGAAGCCGAACGGCGUUCACGCCGACGGAGACAAAAAAAAGCGCGCCACCCUCUUGUCAAGUGUCCCACGCCGGGGAAAAAAACUAAAACUGAAAAAAGAGGGGGUAAGAGUCCGGCGCGCGGAAGUGCUGGAAAAACAAGGGACUCGAGAGUGGGGCGCUUUCGGCGGGAAUUCAGCGGUCGCUAGAUUUUUCACGUCUAGUCAGAAGUUGCAGAGGGAGCGAAAAUAGAAAACAAAAAAAAGAACUGAAGUGAAACUAUAAGUGGAAGGAAACGGCAACAAAAAAUACUACUGCAGAGAACUGACAAACGAAUGAGUUCUACAGAAGCCCUGUUUUGACAAAAACAAGGAAAGAUACCCUUUUUUUGUCCUGCUGUGUUACUCGAAACGGGGUGUCAGUGUUCCUCGCCCCAGAGCUCUGAACUAGUAAAGCCACAUCUUCAAGCCCAGCUGUGAGGAAGAGAAGAAAACUUUCAAAGCCAUGUGGACAAUUCACAGAAGGAAAGGCUCGGACCGGAACAAGACACCCCAUAUGAAGACCCCAGCUACACAAUAACCAUAAUGUUUCCCAUUCCCCUCACACAGAUACACGCACGCACACACACACACACACACACACUGCCCACUGGAAAGUACAAGCCCUUACAAAAGUGAAGCUCGAGCCCUUUGGAGGAGAGUCGGAGUCAAUACCUGUGGCAGUUCCGGAACAGCCAUCAUUCCAGUGUCACCUGAGAACAACAACUUGAAAAACAAACACGGAACGCCAGCGUUCCACUAAGACUCUCUCUGUUGAUGUACUGUAUGAAAUCCAUAAAAAGAAUUUCCUUUCCUUUUGUUUUUUAUUUUCUGUUUGUUUGUUUUCCUUUUUAUUUUUGUUUCUUUUUGCAUGGAUGAAAAGUUACCUGUGCUGAAAAUUAAAAAAAAAAAAGUAUAAGGAAGAAUACUUUCCUUGAGGCUGCAACUUGCAAAAGAGAAAGAAAAAUGAAAAGAAAAUGAAAAAAAGAUGACAAAAACAGCCAUUUUCAGUUGUUGUUUCAAUUAUUUUUGAAUAAAAAAAAAAAUACUUCAACAGUGCAUGGUUAUCAAGGAGAGUGAAUGCAACAUGAUAAAGAUGUAAUUGUCAUCCUUUUAAUCAUUCUUCUGUAUUGUUACAGAUACCUAUGACACCGCAGCCUGAGGAUAUUUCUAUCGUGUUUUUUUUUUUUUUUAAACAUUUAAAACAACAAUUCUAUUCUGGGGCAGAGAAGAUGAAAUGAUAAAUAAUUACAUUACAUAUAGACAUUAUAUAUCAUGUGGCAGAGGUACAGGCCUUAAGGUGAAACAUCGCAAACUGUACAUUUUAAUUUGAAUCUGUUACUUUCAAUGGCCAUUUUUAAAAACAAUAAUACCUGUCACGCCCUCAUGGUGAAGAAAAUGCAGAUCCUCAUGUUGUUGUGCGCCCCAAACUCGUUGUUCGUCAAGCGAUCAUUCCAUUCAUUUCAACCAAGCAUGUUGAGAAAAAAAGGGGGUUUGCAACAUGGCUUGAAAACACUUUUCCAGGUAAUUCAGCAUGUUUUGAUAGAGACAAUGUUUGGGAAAUAUUUUGCAGUUUCUUGUACAGUGCAUGUGAACCUGAAGUCCUACAAUCCCGCCCCUGUCUUUACACAAACACACACAAAAAUACAUACAUACAUCAUACAUACACACACCCAUGCAUACACACAAACAGGCAAAUACAUACACAUGCACACCUCCCUCUCGCCCGAUUCUCCGAUUGUAAUCAACCACAGAUUUAGUUGGGGUUUACAUGGCUGAAGGUUCAGACAUUCAAGACAACAUUCCACCUCCUGGUACUCAUAAAGGAAAAAAAGAAAACGAAAAAUGAGUAUAAAGAACAUUUUAUAUUUAAUGGAGAUUGACUAGGAGAGAAAAAAUAUGUAAGGUUGCAAGUAUAUUUUAUUUUAAUAUUGUUAUAAAGAAAAUGAUAAAAUAAAAAAAAAAUGAUCCCAUGGUUCGGAGCCAUAGAAGGACUGCGAUGUGAGGAGUGAGUGGACUGGGUAGCGUUCUGUCUUGCUGUGAUGUUCAAAUGAACAUGCGCCGCUUGUCAAGGAAGAAAUGAAGCUCACUGUAUGUUUCAUGGGAUUGAGAAAAAUGCCACACAAUAUGAAUUUUUAAUUGUUUCUUGUUUUGAGAAAAUAAAAUACAUUUACUAUU
Clupea harengus (Atlantic herring) is the source of this 7354-nucleotide messenger RNA. It is a transcript of the gene rims2b, whose product is annotated as regulating synaptic membrane exocytosis 2b. The record is from RefSeq and is a predicted model, not a curated record. The transcript has 40 exons. Gene Ontology annotation, biological process: regulation of synaptic plasticity; positive regulation of synaptic transmission; regulation of synaptic vesicle exocytosis. Lineage: Eukaryota; Metazoa; Chordata; Actinopteri; Clupeiformes; Clupeidae. Gene Ontology annotation, cellular component: presynaptic membrane; cytoskeleton of presynaptic active zone. Gene Ontology annotation, molecular function: small GTPase binding; transmembrane transporter binding. The coding region runs from base 252 to 5000 and encodes 1582 amino acids.